AUGUGUCGGUACACCAGCAAAUGCGCUCGCUGUGCUCGCAACACCGAGCGUGACAUGAUCGCCUCCCAACGACGACCAAUAAUCAUCAAAACACCACUCAGCAUGCUGAUUCAAUAUAUCAUCGAUUCUCGAGCUCAGAAACGGGCUGCUCUGCAGCAUCCAUGCGGUGUUUCACACGAGCCUGUCUCUGAGGUCAUCUCGUACACGUACCCGAAGCCGCAGGAGUUGAAGCGUUUGGAGACUUUGCAAGGGAUCUUGGGACAAGAUGAGGUUGUGGGUAUGAAUGACAACCAGAAAGGGGUGGUCAGGAUGGAGAAGACUGAAGAGAGCAGAGUGGACGUAAUUGAGGGACCGGAUGCGUUACCGCGGUAUAGUCAGGUCUUCAGAGAGUGA
Molecule: messenger RNA, 393 nt
Organism: Cadophora gregata
Lineage: Eukaryota; Fungi; Ascomycota; Leotiomycetes; Helotiales; Ploettnerulaceae
Exons: 1
Coding region: 1-393 (130 amino acids)
Source: RefSeq, a predicted model, not a curated record